This is a messenger RNA of Eutrema salsugineum, 2317 nucleotides long. Its product is annotated as O-fucosyltransferase 5. The record is from RefSeq and is a predicted model, not a curated record. Gene Ontology annotation, molecular function: peptide-O-fucosyltransferase activity. The transcript has 4 exons. Bases 164 to 1903 code for a protein of 579 amino acids. Gene Ontology annotation, biological process: protein O-linked glycosylation via fucose. Lineage: Eukaryota; Viridiplantae; Streptophyta; Magnoliopsida; Brassicales; Brassicaceae.
AAGUUUGCCCAUUUGAGUUAGUGACAAAAUGUAGUUUCUUCCAAAAUGUAUUUACACCUUUUUGUUUUUGUAAUUCAAUCGGAUUUCAAUUUUCAAAACUCGGGGACAUCCAAUAAUUUGAUUUACCGGGAAAUAUCACAGCUCAGUGAUUUCUAGCUCGGCGAUGGAGCGCAACCCGCCGGACGAAGACGAGGACCACCGGAGUUUGAUCCCACAUAACGACAUCAGAGACAACGAUCUCAACCGCCGCCGGGAAGACAAUAUUCAGUCCGUCACCACCGCCAGGGCCAUAAAUAUGGCAAACGGCGAUGACAGAAGUCCGAGAUCGGCGUUCCAGAUCGACGAAACAGUGACGCGAACCCGGAGCCGUUGGAAUAUCUCACUCGACAAGCGUUACGUCGUCGCUGCCGUCUCUCUAACUCUGCUCGUCGUUUUUUUCUUCUUAUUAUAUACUAAUCCUCGAAGAUUUUCGUCGAGCUUUAAGCUUGAUCCACUGUCGACUCGGGUCAGGGAAUCUGAGCUCCGCGCUCUAUAUCUUCUGAGGCAGCAACAGCUCGCGCUUGUCUCUCUCUUGAACCGUACCUUGGUAGAUCAAACAGCGAAUCUCAAUUCUUCGAAUUCAAUUGGUUCUUCUCUGCUAGUAGACAAUGUGAAAGCUGCUCUGGCGAAGCAGAUUUCACUGAGUAAGCAAAUCGAAGAUGUGCUUCUAUCACCACACAGGACCGGGAAUCACUCGGUCACUGAUCCUGGUUCAGAUAGUAUCACUGGUUCGUACAACUAUGAGAGAUGUAGAAAGGUAGAUCAGAAGUUGUUGGAGCGGAAAACGAUUGAAUGGAAGCCUAGACCAGGCAAAUUCCUUUUUGCUAUCUGUCUUUCAGGCCAAAUGAGCAACCACUUGAUUUGCUUAGAGAAACAUAUGUUCUUCGCUGCGUUGCUGGAUCGAGCUCUUGUGAUCCCAAGCUCUAAGUUUGAUUACCAGUAUGAUAGAGUGAUAGAUAUAGAGAGGAUUAACACUUGCUUGGGAAGAACUGUUGUUAUUUCUUUUGAUCAGUUCAAGGAGAUUGAUAAGAAGAAAAAUGCUCACAUUGACAGGUUCAUCUGUUACUUCUCAUCUCCACAGCCUUGUUAUGUUGACGAGGAUCAUGUCAAGAAGCUGAAAGGAUUGGGGAUUUCCAUUGGUGGGAAGCUUGAGGCUCCUUGGAGUGAAGAUAUAAAGAAGCCAACUAAAAGAAGUUUUCAGGAGGUACAGGAAAAGUUUAAGUCUGAUGAUGGUGUGAUCGCCAUAGGGGAUGUCUUCUAUGCUGAUAUGGAGCAAGAUUUGGUGAUGCAGCCUGGUGGACCCAUCAAGCACAAAUGCAAGACACUGAUUGAACCCAGUAGGCUCAUUUUGUUGACAGCACAGCGAUUUAUCCAGACAUUCUUGGGAAAGAAUUUUACUGCGCUUCAUCUCCGUAGACAUGGGUUCCUCAAGUUCUGCAAUGCAAAAUCGCCAAGUUGCUUUUAUCCAAUACCACAAGCUGCAGAUUGCAUCAGUCGAAUAGUGGAAAGGGCCAAUGCUCCAGUAAUAUAUCUUUCAACAGAUGCUGCAGAAAGCGAAACCGGCCUGCUUCAGUCGCUAGUAGUCGUUGAUGGAAAAGUCGUUCCACUUGUCAAACGUCCACCUCGCGACUCAGCAGAAAAGUGGGACGCAUUGUUGUAUAGACAUGGUAUAGAGGACGACUCUCAGGUGGAUGCUAUGUUGGAUAAGACAAUAUCUGCAAUGUCAAGUGUCUUCAUUGGAGCAUCGGGUUCUACUUUUACAGAGGAUAUCUUGCGGCUAAGGAAAGACUGGGGAACUUCAUCUAUGUGCGAUGAGUAUCUCUGUCGAGGCGAAGAACCAAACUUCAUAGCAGAAGAUGAAUAAAAAAUUGUAUAGUUUCCCUCCCUCAUACAAGAAACAUAAUCUUCUUUCUUUCUCUUCUGAGAAAAGAGAUCGAAGCGAAAGCCAGUUGAAAGAGGGAGAGUAACAAUAAUGGAGCGCGAUGAUGAAGACAAGAAGCUGAUAUCAGAAGUGUAUGACCGAUAGGCGAGAGAUGGAGAGUUAUCAUCAGAGAAAGAUUUUCAAGAUGGAGGAACCAAGUAGUAAAGAGUUAUCAGAAGUUCAGUGCAAAAUCAACUGAGCCACAGAUCAGGUGAAAUUUCUGCAGUCACCAGACAAAAAAGCACUACAUUGCAGCCUACACAGACCAUAUGUGAAUGCUCUAAAUUUUCUUGCAUCCCCGAGGAACCCAAGAUUGUUCUAUUACUCUUGAUGUAAAAUUUUUAGUUAGGGAAAAAU